AUGCGUUUCUUGUGUUUACAUGGAAAAGGGACCAAUUCCCGCAUCUUCAAACAGCAGACUGCUGCCCUGCGCUAUGAACUUGGAGAGAGUCACAGCUACGACUUUGUCGAUGGACCUCACGUUUGGGAGAUGAAUCCAGAUCUGGAUGAGUUUGUAAUGGGCGAGGAAAAUACCUUUGCUAUUUGCGAUCCAGCGUCGCCAUCCUCCUGCCUGGAAGCGAUGGAGAACAUCGAGCGUUACAUCGCAGCUGAGGGACCUUUCGACGGCAUCAUGACAUUCAGUCAGGGCACCAGCAUCGCCCUUGGCUGGUUGAUCAAGAGGCAACUGGAGGCCAAAGGUGGCAAACCUUGGAAAUUGCCGUUCAAGAUUGGAGUCUUUUUUUCAAACCCUUGGGGAGUGUACGAUGGCCAGGCGCUUGAGCAGGGCCAGAUUGCUUAUAUGUAUUCCCCAACCUUUGAGGGCCUGCUGGACUUUCCCACUGCGCAUAUCUGGGGCUCGGCAGACAAAGAUCAGGCAAUGGCGGAAAUGCUCAGUAACUCCUGUGUGGCAGAGAAACGAUCAGUCUGCGUUCAUACUCGGGGGCAUGAGAUUCCGGCUGAUAUCAAUACAGUAAUUUCGAUGGCCAAGACGAUCAAUCGGGCGAUUGUACGGGCUGAGUCAAUGGAAUCAUCAUAA
Messenger RNA from Penicillium odoratum, 675 nucleotides. RefSeq lists its product as uncharacterized. Gene Ontology annotation, cellular component: cytoplasm; nucleus. The record is from RefSeq and is a predicted model, not a curated record. Lineage: Eukaryota; Fungi; Ascomycota; Eurotiomycetes; Eurotiales; Aspergillaceae. The transcript is spliced from 5 exons. Bases 1 to 675 code for a protein of 224 amino acids.